Zea mays is the source of this 937-nucleotide messenger RNA. Its product is annotated as nodulin homeobox. Gene Ontology annotation, biological process: flower development. The record is from RefSeq and is a predicted model, not a curated record. Lineage: Eukaryota; Viridiplantae; Streptophyta; Magnoliopsida; Poales; Poaceae. Gene Ontology annotation, molecular function: single-stranded DNA binding.
AUGGAUCUUGAUCCAGCAUCCAGCAGCGUGGAUAAUUUCAAAACACCAGAACUUACAAAAGAAAAUGGUCUCCAGGAGGAUGGGAUAGGAGAGAGUAGUAUGUAUGAUGAGAGGCAACCUAAGAGAAGGAAUCGUACCCUUAUAAAUAAUGAGCAAAUAGAUGAAUUAGAGAAGGCUCUAGUAGAUGAGCCUGAGAUGCAAAACCCUGUUCUAUUUCAGAGUUGGUCAGAGAAGUUAAGUCUGCAGGGCCCAGAGAUCACAGCAUCACAACUUAAAAAUUGGUUGAACAACCGGAAAGCUAAGCUUGCUCGCAUUGCAAAAGAAAGGGCGGAGAAUGCUGAUAAACCAUCUACUCCCCAUCCCGGCGAGUCUUCAGAAAGUGCCGGGGAGGACAACUAUCUACCCCCUGCAGGUGUGAUGACUGCUCUAUCCAAAGGUGGUAGCCUGUUGAGCCGGGACAGCACUGAGCAAAUGUUGCAGGCAGAGCUAUCCCCGAACACGACGAUGAUGGUCCGUCCAUUCACGAGAUCCUUCUCGCUGGAGCCCGGCCGCCUAGUUUCAUUAGUCGAUAGCGAUGGGAAGGAGGUUGGCAGGGGCAUGAUCUUCCAAGCACCAGGGAAGUGCCCAACGGAGAGCUGCGUUUGCGUGGUUGAUGUCGUUGAUCUCAGGACCGAGAAGUGGAGGGAGCUCCCCCACCCUUCGGAGGCAUUUGGGUGGACAUUCCAGGAGGCGGAGGCGAGGAAUGGUGGCAUCAUCAGGGUCUCUUGGGACGCCGUCAGGUUGUUCCCUGUAGCGUAGCAAGGCCGAUUGUAUAACAAGAUGAGUAGAGGGAAACUGUGGCCUAAGUAACAUUAUGUUAAAAGCUGUGGUUAACUGUGUUGUAUUCAUGAACUAAUUGUUUUGAGCAAUUCAGGUGGUUACUGAUUUUACAUUUUUA